AUGAAUAAACGACUACUAAUAUCAUGUAAUAGAAACAUACCAACGAGACAUUUACUACUAUCAAGAACCAUACCCAGAAGAUCAUCACAUCAAUAUCAUCAACAACUUAUUAUACCCUCUAGAAAUAUAGGAUUUAUUAAAAUAAUAGCAAGAGCAACAAAACUACCAGCAUAUAUUGGAGGUACUAUGGCAGCUGGUGGAACUUAUGUUGCAUAUAAAGUUGAACAAGCUAGCUCUUAUACUCAAGAUAAACUAAAUGCAUUUAAAGAUUUUACCGAUGGAAUAUUUGAUGGAACAGGUGAAUUUUUCAAAGGAAUGAAAGGAAGUGAAAAUGCUAGCGGUAGUGGUAGUGGUGGCGAUGGUGGUGGUAGUGGAGAUAAUGCAACAACUGCAUUGGGGGCAACUGCAGCAGCUGUGGGUUUAACAUCAGAUGAUGAUGAAGAUACGGUGGUAGAUGAUGACGAAGAAGAAGAAGAAGAUAUGGAGACAUUAAUUGAAGAAGAAGAUGAAGAUAUACCUGAUGACACAGAUGAUCAUAUGUUGAAUCUUACAAGACAAAUGAUUGAGAUAAGAAAUUUAUUAUCAAGUAUAGAUCACGAUGGUAUAAAAUUACCUUCUAUAGUUGUUAUUGGUUCACAAUCAAGUGGUAAAUCAUCAGUAUUAGAAAGUAUUGUUGGACAAGAAUUUUUACCAAAAGGUUCAAAUAUGGUUACAAGAAGACCAAUAGAAUUAACUUUAGUUAAUACACCAGAGUCAGCAUCAAAUGUUGCAGAAUUACCUGCAUUAAAAAUGUAUAAUUUAACGGACUUUACACAAUUGCAAAAAAUCUUAUAUGAUUUAAAUAUGGCUGUUCCUGAAACCGAUUGUAUAUCAAAUGAUCCGAUUCAAGUAACUAUAAGGUCUCCAAAAGUUCCAGAUUUAUCUUUAGUUGAUUUACCUGGUUACAUUCAAGUGGAAGCUGCAGAUCAACCAAUUGAAUUGAAAAAAAAAAUUAGAGAUCUUUGUUUGAAAUAUUUGGAACCACCAAAUAUUAUAUUGGCAAUUUCAGCUGCCGAUGUCGAUUUAGCAAAUUCUGCAGCAUUAAGAGCUUCAAGAGUAGCCGAUCCAAGAGGUGAACGUACUAUUGGUGUCAUAACUAAAUUAGAUUUAGUGAAACCAGAAGAAGCAAGAAAAAUUUUGACAAAUCGAAAAUAUCCUUUGAGGUUGGGAUACGUUGGUGUCAUAACAAAAGCACCACAAGCUAAAGAGUCUGGAUUAUUCUCAAGACAUAAAGUAACUGGUUACCAAGCAUUUGUAGCUCAACAAAAUUUUGAACAUAACUACUUGAAAGAAAAUAAAGAAGAGUUCUAUGGUACUACCGUGGGUACAAAAAAUUUGAAAAAGAAAUUAAUGAAAGUUUUGGAAAAAACAAUGGCUGCAUCAUUAAGACCAACUCAUUUAGCUAUACAACAAGAAUUAGAAGAAACCUCAUACCAAUUUAAAGUUGAAUUUAAUGAUUUACCAUUGACUCCCGAAAUGUAUUUAGCUAAUAAUAUUGAUAUGUUAAAAUUAGGUACAAAAGAUUUAAGUCAUAAUUUUUCAAGAAAUGAAUUAAAAUCAAUUUUGAAAAAUGCAUUAGAUCAAAAAAUAUUGGAUUUAUUAGCAGAAAGAUAUUGGAAUAAGCCAUUUGAUUUGAAUGCUGCAAGUCUUGAACCAAAUUUAAAGGAGUUGACACAAGCUAUACAUGAUGGUGAUUUAUACUGGCAUAAAAAGCUAGAUUUGACUUCUGGCUCUUUAACUAAAUUAGGAGUCGGUAGAUUAUCGACAAAUCUUAUAACGAAUGCAUUAUUGACCGAGGUUGAAAACUUGGUUGAUAACACUCAACUCAAAAAUCAUCCAAUGGCAAAACAAGCUGUAAAAGAUGCAGCAAAAAGCGUAUUAAGCACCAAAUACUAUUCAACUGCAGAUCAAGUUGAGAAUUGUAUCAAACCAUAUAAAUAUGAAAUUGAAUUAGAAGAUCGAGAAUGGCAAAGCUCAAAAGAUAAUGCAGUCAAUCUAUUGAAAGAAGAAAUGAGACAAUGUGAUGAAGUUUAUAAUGAUUUGAAACAUCAAGUUGGAGGUAGAAAAUUACAACAGGUUGUAACAUAUUUGGAAAAAUUAAAACAACAAAAGCAAGAAAAUAUAGAUUUUUCAAGUAAUGAAACACUAGGGUUUUCACCAACUUUAAUACAACGUGGUAAAGAUGCAAUAUUUUUGAAAGAUAGAUUAUCUUUGCUAAAAAUGAGAUAUCAAUUUAUUAAAAAUUCCAAAAAAUGUAAAUCAAAAGAAAAUAAAUAUCAAUGUCCAGAAAUAUUUUUGGAUGCUGUAGCUACAAAAAUUUCAACGACUGCAAUUUUAUUUUUAAAUGUUGAAUUAUUAAGUGAUUUUUAUUAUAAUUUCCCAAGAGAACUUGAUUUGAAAUUCUUUAACAAUUUAUCAAAAGAGGAUAUUGAAAAAUUUGCAAAAGAAGAUUCAAAAGUUAAAAAACAUAUUGAAUUACAAGAACGUAAAGAUUUGUUGGAAAAUGCAUUGAGUAAAAUUGAAAGUGUUUUGGCUAUACAAAGAACUCAAAAGAAGACUAAUGAAGAUGAACAAAAAUCUAUAUUUAAAUGGUAG
This is a messenger RNA of Lodderomyces jiufengensis, 2634 nucleotides long. Its product is annotated as dynamin-related GTPase. Gene Ontology annotation, molecular function: microtubule binding; GTPase activity; GTP binding. The record is from RefSeq and is a predicted model, not a curated record. The transcript has a single exon. The coding region runs from base 1 to 2634 and encodes 877 amino acids. Gene Ontology annotation, cellular component: cytoplasm; microtubule; membrane. NCBI's taxonomy places the organism in Eukaryota, Fungi, Ascomycota, Pichiomycetes, Serinales, Debaryomycetaceae.